AUGAGCGCGUUAGAGUCGUCCGAGAUCUGGGGCCCCGACGCCGAGGGACUGGACCCGGAGAUUCUGCUCAUGUCGAACGACGAGCUGCGGCAGCGCAUCCGCCUGCUGGACAACGACAUCCGCAUCAUGCGCAGCGACAUCCAGCGCAUCAACCACGAGAGCAACUCGCAGCGCGAGCGCAUCAAAGAGAACCACGAGAAGGUCAAGCUCAACAAGCAGCUGCCGUACUUAGUCGCGAACGUCGUUGAGAUCCUCGAGCUGGCCGACGACGACGACGAGCAGGACGGCGCCGCGACCGACGUGGACGCGCAGCGCCAGGGCCAGAGCGCCGUGAUCAAGACGAGCACGCGGCAGACGAUCUUUUUGCCAAUCCCAGGGCUCGUGCCAUCGUCCACGCUGAUCCCCAAUGACCUCGUGGGCGUGAACAAGGACAGUUACUUGAUUUUGGAGAAGCUCCCGAGCGAGUACGACUCGCGCGUGAAAGCAAUGGAAGUGGACGAGAAGCCGACGGAAGAGUACAGCGACAUUGGCGGGCUGGACAAGCAGAUCCAGGAGCUCGUCGAGGCCGUGGUGCUCCCCAUGACGCACAAAGAGCGGUUCGACGCGAUCGGCAUUCAGCCCCCCAAGGGUGUGCUCUUGCACGGUCCGCCUGGCACGGGCAAGACGCUGCUGGCGCGGGCCUGUGCCAAGCAGACGGACGCGAUUUUCUUGAAACUCGCUGCGCCUCAGUUGGUGCAAAUGUUCAUUGGCGACGGCGCGAAACUCGUGCGCGACGCGUUUGAGCUGGCCAAGGAAAAGUGCAAGGACCAAGGACGUGGCGGCGCGAUUAUCUUUAUUGACGAGCUGGAUGCCAUUGGAACCAAGCGCUUUGGCGGUGAACAGUCGGGUGACCGGGAAGUGCAGCGCACCAUGUUGGAGCUGCUGAACCAGUUGGACGGAUUCACGAACAACACAAAGAUCAAGGUCAUUGCUGCGACGAAUCGUCCUGAUGUGUUGGACCCUGCUCUCCUUCGGUCUGGACGUCUGGAUCGCAAGAUUGAACUGCCGCACCCGACGGAAGAAGCUCGUGCUCGUAUUUUGCAGAUUCACUCGCGUAAAAUGAAUGUCGACACGGAAGAUACCAACUUUGACGAGCUGGCGCGCUCGACGGACGACUUUAACGGUGCACAGCUGAAAGCGGUCUGUGUGGAAGCUGGUAUGCUGGCACUGCGUCGCGAAAGCAACGUGAUCAAGCACGAAGACUUUAUGGAAGGCAUAUCUGUCGUGUCGGCCAAGAAGAAAGCGACGCUGCAGUACUACGCGUGA
Messenger RNA from Hyaloperonospora brassicae, 1305 nucleotides. The record is from the annotation of a GenBank genome assembly. NCBI's taxonomy places the organism in Eukaryota, Oomycota, Peronosporomycetes, Peronosporales, Peronosporaceae.